This is a messenger RNA of Laetiporus sulphureus 93-53, 1200 nucleotides long. RefSeq lists its product as uncharacterized. Gene Ontology annotation, molecular function: protein binding. The transcript has 2 exons. The record is from RefSeq and is a predicted model, not a curated record. Bases 1 to 1200 code for a protein of 399 amino acids. NCBI's taxonomy places the organism in Eukaryota, Fungi, Basidiomycota, Agaricomycetes, Polyporales, Laetiporaceae.
AUGCUAUCCGAAUCGAAACUACCACCAGAAAUAUGUGAUCACAUCAUCGAUUAUCUCUGGAACGACCGUCGCGCUCUCGCCGCUUGCAACCUUGUCUGUCGAGCCUGGUUACCUGCCACUCGAACUCAUAUCUUCAACAGAAUCCGUCUUCCGAACAAGGUAACAUCUGCACGCUUCCGACAACUACUCGCAGAAUCUCCCUACAUCGCACGACACGUUCGCGCACUAUCCAUCAGGAGGAGCUCUCGGUCCGCAGGCUUACCUUUAGACUACUCUGAAAUUCUGCAAAAACUGACGUCCUUGAGGCAUCUUUACGUGAGAUGCAUGGCGCACACGUCCGACCCAUAUCCUGCAUUUGUCAUGGAAACGACGCUCGAACCGAGUCUACACUCCAGCUUUGCUAUGCUCGAGACGUUACAUCUCAGGCAUCUGGUCUUCGUGGGGCCAGACCUUCCUGUAUUGCUUUGCUCCUGCCCUCGGCUUUCGGUGCUACAGAUGGUGGACGUGCGGUGGAUGCACGACUACGAUAAUGACGCAUCAUUCAGCAUAGCACCAGCGCAGAACAUACAGAUUGCCGAGCUGGUACUCAAUGAAGUUACCUCAAACAUCAUUCGCUUUCUUGGGAACGGGACGCUGCAGCUAUGGCUGCGCAGACUUGAGACUUCCAUAAGUGUAGAGGACCUCUCUAUGCUUCUGUCGAGAGUCCACCAGGACGCUGAACGUACCUUGCAGCAUCUCAUAGUCUCCGCUACUAAGAACUCACGGUCUCGCGAUGGGACUAUGUUGCGCGACAUCCCUCAGCUGCGCGAUCUUCGCAAACUACAUCUCAAGAAAAACAUACCCAGAUCCCGUGCGGAAGAUGCCAGUUCGUGGUUGACAACGAUUUUGGUUGCAGUAGAGGCCAUCCCCCUCCACUUCGUACAAAUCGAUCUCGAGCUAUAUGGCUCUGCGGAUCUGGUCUUCUUCCUGGAUUGGCACCUAGUUGACGCCGCUUUGGCCGGGCUUUCGCGUCAGGGUGCGCUGGUUGUCCUGUGCAUCGAGGAAGACAACACGACCGACGAUUCUCGCGAACUCAUGGUGGUCUACCUGUCGAACUACUUGAUCGCGUCGCGUACUGAAUGCAGGCCGAUCAAGGUGGUCCUCAAGGAUGCAUCUGCGGUCGAGCCGAAACGUAUCAUAUACCUUGAUACUCUCUGUUAG